AUGCUGCUUGAAAGAGGUCACGUGUUCGCUGAAGGAUCAAGACUCCCUGCCGCAUUGAUUGCCACAAUUGAGAUGGCGCCAAAAGAGGAUCCCGUCACAACUGUGUUAAACUUCGUCAAUGCACAAAACAGGCCUUUGAACUCUCAGUACGUCGCCGACCAUCUCCAGACCUCUGGCAACGUGCGGAGCAAGGCCGCUGCCGAAAAAGCUCUGCUCUCUUUGGCAGAAAGCGGCAAAGUCAAGGUAAAGGAGUAUGGCAAGCAGAAGGUCUUCCUUGCCGAUCAAGACCAGUUCGAUAAGCCAGAAGCGGAGGAACUGGAGCGGAGGGGAAAGGAGAAUGACGCAUUGGCUGUCGAGGUCGCUGAGGCAGAGAGAGGCGUCCAAGAACUCGAAGCAGAGGUGAAGACGCUCGAGUCCUCGCUGACGAUGGAAGAGAUUGCAUCUCGCCUCAAGAAAGUGACAGACGAAAAUGCCGCUAUGGACGCCAAACUGGUCACGCUGCGGGACGGGAAGGUUCUGAUCACUGCUGAGGACCGGAAAAAAGUGGAGGAGAGGUUCACGACCGGACUGACUCAAUGGCGGAAACGGAAACGAAUGUUCAAGGAGCUGUGGAACCAGAUAACCGAAAGCAUGACCAAAAACCUGAAAGAUUUCCAGGAGGAGCUUGGGAUUGAAACGGACGAAGAUGCGGGAGUAGACAUUGGGACAUACGAACAGCUUCUGCCUAAACGACGAAAGUUUUGAGUUCACUCAAAUUGACCACUAUAAGCACCCAAACCCUGGCAGGUUAGCAUGCAGGCAACUGCCAGCGUGCGCGCGCGGCGUAGAAGCUACAAAUAUGUAACUUAGCCAUCAAGGAUAUGAGGUUGUAAGUACUUCUUGAACAAUUUUAUUGCUACGUCAUCUUGGUCAGUAUAGGAAAUUUUCGUCGUGGAAGAAAGUCUGGCACGUGCCGGUGUUAUCAUCAUGCAGC
Molecule: messenger RNA, 973 nt
Organism: Klebsormidium nitens
Lineage: Eukaryota; Viridiplantae; Streptophyta; Klebsormidiophyceae; Klebsormidiales; Klebsormidiaceae
Source: the annotation of a GenBank genome assembly